GGAAACGAUGCGUUUUUUUUUGCCCAUGCCCCCGUACAGCUAUCGUCUCUGGCUCUCUCCCUCGAUCUCCUGAAUAAACCACGACAGGGAAAAUCCCGCAUACAAAAGUACGGCGUAUAACGUUAUGGAACCUCACCAAAGCCGGGGGUUUCAACUGCAGAGCCGUCCGUGACACUGUUCUUGAUUUUCCGGCUUGUGUGGCUGAGGGAUUCCGAUUCUUUUCCCUGCUACCCUUUUCACCCCCUCUCUUUCUCUGCACAGCGUCAUGUUAUUGUCCCCGCCAGCAAUUAUUUAAAUCAGGCCAGCGCAAUGGGAUCGCCAUGUCUUGUCUUUCCAAGAACUUCAAGGCAUGCUCAUAGACGGCGAGAAGUGGGCUUGUGAAGCUUGCGUCCGCGGGCACCGUGUGACCACGUGUAAACACCAUGAUCGACCGUUAAUACGUAUCAACAAGAAGGGUCGGCCCUUCGCGACCUGUCCUAUCUGUCAAUGUACGCCUUGCAAGUCACCGGAGGAACAUGCUAGAAUCAAGCGCGAAGCGGCGAAUGCAAAAUCUUCAAAAAAAGCGACGGAAAAUAAAACUCGCGGUCAGGCCGGGUUUGUACCUAUUGCGCCGCGCCCUUCGAAUCUAGCUGCUGCCUUGGAGCGACCGCGCGGUCAGAUCCCCAGCAGAGGAAACCCUGUUACAAGCGUAAGCGUGAGCAUGAGUGCCGCCAGCGCUGCAGUUACGGAUAUGAUGAUUUCGUCAGGCGGACGGUCAGGGUACUACCCUUUGGGAAGCAGCAGCAUGUCGUCUCCUCUGACUGUUUCAUCUACUUCCAUGGGCGGCAUCUCCGUGUCCAUGCCCAUGGUGAAUCCGUAUGGGGAAGGAAGUUCGCUGCUGGAAGGAUCAUCAUUCAUGGAUCAUUUCGGUUACUUGGAAGACAUGGACAUUCUACCACCGGAUGGCCCCUCGGGAGAAGACUGGUCGAAUUACUCAAAUUACUACUGGUCACCUGACGAUGUGCCCUAACCCAUGGUUAGAUGCAUGGUUGACAGGACAUGCAGAGCUGAUGGGCAAAGGAAAGGAUGCAUCUAUAUGUUGUUCGUUCAUUUGUUGUGGCAUUGUUUCCUUGUUUAUGUAUCACGCUUUUAUGAUUUUCAUGAUCGGUGUCUGGGUGUUUAUAUAUUGCUUGGGGGGGUAUUAGCAUGCAGUAUGGAGUCUAGAUACAUUCAGUGGCAUCCCCAGGGGACUCCGAAGCCACUAAUGCAUGUACUUGAAGCAUAGCGUAUCUAAUAACAACAGUGGAUGCUCAUCUCCACUUCUGAAGAGAAUCCUACUAAUUAUUUCUAAGUUCUAACAACAACUAGUUAGUUACAACAACAAUAACAGACGAACCGGAGAUAAGAUAACG
Molecule: messenger RNA, 1391 nt
Organism: Monascus purpureus
Lineage: Eukaryota; Fungi; Ascomycota; Eurotiomycetes; Eurotiales; Aspergillaceae
Source: the annotation of a GenBank genome assembly